Messenger RNA from Engraulis encrasicolus (European anchovy), 2302 nucleotides. Its product is annotated as E3 ubiquitin-protein ligase TRIM7-like. The record is from RefSeq and is a predicted model, not a curated record. Gene Ontology annotation, molecular function: protein binding. NCBI's taxonomy places the organism in Eukaryota, Metazoa, Chordata, Actinopteri, Clupeiformes, Engraulidae. The coding region runs from base 1 to 1014 and encodes 337 amino acids. The transcript is spliced from 7 exons.
AUGAAGGAGCCCCAGGUCUUGUCCAACGAGUGUGUGUCACAUGGCAGACACUACUGGGAGCUGAAGGCAAAGGGAAUAUGGGACAUUGCCGUGGCAUACAAGGAAAUCACCAGAGUGUCAUCAAGAACCUUCGGUGACAACCGGUUGUCUUGGAGUAUUUCACACUUGGGCGAUGGGCGUGUCUUUGCCUACCACGCAGGGGUGCAAGAGAAUAUUGAUGAAUCCUUGACACCAUCCUGGACAUACAGAAGAAUUGGUGUGGUAGUGGACUUUCACAUAGGCCUCAUCACUUUCAGCGAGGCAAAGGACAAAAAGAAAACGUUAACAACUGCUUCCAUUUUAAAUGGAUGUGUUCUGCUGUCAUCAGCUGUUGUCCUGGCCAUCGGCCUGGCUUCAUGGUACAGAUACUCCUUGGGGAGAGGACCACGUUAUAAAGAGCAACACACAGACAACUUUGAGCCCCACAUUCCAGAUUUGAUCCUCAGCAUUGACACGGCCAGUCCCCUCAUCAAUGUGUCCGAUGACCGGCUGACCGCUGAGCGGGUGGCAGACAGGCUGCCGUACCCACCCCACCCUGACCGCUUCCUCUCCAGGCCCCAGGUUCUGUCGGCCCAGUGCGUGACCAGCGGCAGCCAUUACUGGGAGCUAGAAGUGGAGGGAGCCUGGGAGCUGGCGGUGGCCCUGAGGUCCAUCAGCAGGACAGGCGGCAACGCGCAGAGCAGCUUCGGCAAGAACCACAAGUCCUGGAGCCUGAUGCAGCAUCAGGAAGGUGGUGGGCUGGCUGCCUACGAGGGGGGCGUGAAGACAACCCUGCCCAGGAUCCUCAGGUAUUCGCGUGUGGCCGUGGCCCUGGACGUGCGGGAGGGCACUGUGAUUUUUUACGAGGUGGGCCCGAAGCUGAAGCAGCUGCACAUGUUCACGCCCGAGCUGAAGGAGCCGGUGUGCCUGGGGCUGGGCCUGUACCGCUCGGCCAAAGCCACCAUCCGCAAGGCCUACGAAGUGCACAGACUGUGAUGAUUGAGGUCCGUUCACACCCUAGUUAGGCCAAUUUUGCGUGCACGUUUCGGCUCUUAUGUUCUAAGCCUCAACACCUGUGUAUCUGCCUUUGGAGUGCAUAGAAUGUGACACUGAUAGGAGUCAACCGAAGGGCACUGCAAUGGACCAGAAACGUCUCAGUGACAGCAUUGGACACAUAUGAAGCAUUGAGGUGUGUCAUUCAACACACAAAAAAGGAAAUACUUUUUUAGGGGCUUUUUAUACCUGUAUGUGGUAGGACAGUGUGACAUGGUGGCAGGAAGCAAGAGAGAGAGAUGGGGGAGGAUCGGACAAUGACCACGGGCUGGAACCGAACCUGGGUCCCCAGGCUUAACAACAGUGGCCUACCCUUUGAGCCACAGCAGGGUCAGGAAAUCAUUUUUUAAGGAGUCUUUGCCUUAAAUAUGGCGGAAGGGACAUGAAACUGGUGGGAGUAUAUAUGGGGGAGGAUUGGGACAUGAGGACCCAGUUUUAGACCCUGAUGGGGGGCCCCGUGGGUAUGCAAGCCCAUACCAAGUAUGUGAGCGGGUGCCCUAGCAUGUUGUGCGGCUGAAAAAUGAAACAAUUGUACGUUUUAUUACUCUUGUAUGUUUUAUACAAUUGUAUGCAAGGUUACUCUGUUUAUAACCACCUCUGGUAUGAUGAAAUCUAAAAUAGACUGAGCCCCUGCCGCGAUUUUUUCCCCAAACUUUUAUUUGCAUCCAUCAAAUUUAAUAUGCAGUCAAGUGAUCUCCACUCAUACAAAACAUUUAAGCAUUUUAUACUGAAGAUUAGACACCAAAAAUAGUGCAUCCUAUUAAAUGACAUGUCACAAGGAUAAAAAAAGAAUAAUAUAUCAGCAGGGAGAUUGAGAAAUAUACUAUAAAAUAAGGUAAAUAUGUAAGACAAUAAAAUAUGGUUAAAAAAUCAUGAUCAAAUAAAAUGUGCCUAUGUCUAGAGGCUAUAUUGUUAAUCUCUGAAAUAGCAGAGAGGAGAAAGCGUCCUCUAAAACACUUUGUUUCACAGAAGGGUUGGCUGGUUGGCUGGAAGUCUGGCGAAAGCUAAGAGAAAUCUGUUUCCAUUGAGGGUGGGAGUCGGGCUGACCUCUGGUGGUUAUCCUAGUGUGUGCAUGCUGUCUAGUCAAGCUGCCUGUUCUGCAGUGAUGAUUCAGAGAUACCUGUAGGAUGGAAAUCACCUGUUGAAAGUACCUGAUUGUUUGCUUAGAAUGAAUAUGAAUAUAUAUGCAAUACCAAGCUAUAAUGUAAUUUGAGUGAAGGUAUAGUGGUUU